Molecule: messenger RNA, 2022 nt
Organism: Saccostrea echinata
Lineage: Eukaryota; Metazoa; Mollusca; Bivalvia; Ostreida; Ostreidae
Product: protein lin-9 homolog
Exons: 16
Coding region: 19-1569 (516 amino acids)
Biological process (GO): DNA-templated transcription; regulation of cell cycle; regulation of transcription by RNA polymerase II
Cellular component (GO): transcription repressor complex; nucleoplasm
Molecular function (GO): DNA binding
Source: RefSeq, a predicted model, not a curated record
ACAAUCUUUGACCAAAAGAUGGCGGAUGAUUUAGAAAGCUCAUCUGCUGAAGCUUUAAUUAGUUUCAGAGAGGGUAAGGCUGACUAUAAGUCCCCAUCAAGGCAGAGAAAUCCUACACGCAUCAGGAAGAAGAACGCUAAGUUUUACAAUGCAGAUGAGGACACAUCGUUCUCUAUCAGACCACGUGCCCAAAAAAAGAGGGAACGUAAACCUGGUAUUGGGUUGACUGUCCAUGAUAAAAGGAUGGCUCAAGGCAUAGGUGUGCGACUGAGAAAUCUGCUGAAGUUACCCAAGGCUCAUAAAUGGGUGUGUUAUGAAUGGUUCUAUUCCAACUUAGACAUACCACUCUUUCUGAUGGAGAAUGAUUUUUGCAUCUGUAUGAAAGAAUCCUUUCCACAGCUAAAGAUGAAAAAACUUCGUAGAGUGGAGUGGUGCAAAAUCCGCCGUCUAAUGGGCAAACCUCGCAGGUGUUCCCCAGCAUUCUUUGAGGAGGAGAGGGCAGCUCUAGAGAUCAGACGCAAUAAAAUCCGACUACUUCAACAGAGGAAGAUGUCAGAACUCCAGACCUUUAAAGAUCUCCCAGACGAAAUCCCAAUGCAUCUUGUUAUUGGCACCAAAGUCACUGCACGUUUAAGAAAGCCACAGGAUGGAUUGUUUACUGGAGUAGUAGAUGCCCUAGACACUGUGACAAACACUUACAGAAUUACAUUUGACAGACCAGGAAUUGGUACACACUCCAUCCCUGACUAUGAAGUUCUGAGUGUUGAACCUCAGGAGACAAUCCCACUGUCAGCAUUUCAACAGAAACACAGGCCGAGGCAGCCAAACUUGUUCUCACCACCAAAGUUUGUACCAAGUCUCGGAUCUCCAAAUCCAGAGCUGGAUAAUGACCCUCUUCUGAGUGGUUCUACAUUCACAGGUAAAUUACUUAGUCUGGAGGGAGGCACAUAUGGAGGGUUCCCAAUCAAGUUCCUAGUUCAAGUGACAAGACUGUCGAAAAUCCUUUCACUGAAGAAAGAUUGGAUCUAUCAGCUGAAGGAUUUAAACACACAAGCAGAAAAAGCUAAAUCAUUCCAGCAACCCAUUACACAAGACUUUCAGAGAAAAUACGCCACUACUGUCCUGGAACUGGAGCAACUCAACAAACAGCUAGGGGAGUGUCUAAACGUGGUCCAGACAUACUGCAAGGAGCUGGCCCCAGACAUGGGUAUGACACCACUUGAUGAACCCUCACAAAUCAAAACAGGCUGUGAUGAAGAAGCCGCAGAGAUUGUCAACAGAAUAAGUGGGAUGUUCCAUAAGAGAACCUCCAAAAACCAGAGAGUUAUGGAUCUAAUAUCCAGUUUGACAUCUCUUAUGCUGCAAGUUAGGACAUUUUCUGAGCAAGAAUUUAACUCAUUUGAAUUCAAGUGUUUACAAGAUACCUUAAAAGAAAUAAAGGAUAAGUUGGAUGGGAACAGUAUAAAUGCUUUCCAGAAUAAUGUGGAGAUUCAUAUAAACCACAUACAGAGUGGACUAAGUCAAAUGGGGAACCUUCAUGCUUUCUCUUCCUCCACCUACAAAGUUUGACCGGGUCAAAGGUCAGGACAAAUUCCUGUUGUGACUGUAAAUAACACCUUUGGGACACCUGCUCCGUUUUAUGUGUAUCCACAGAUGUGGCUGUGUGCUAUUGAUAACGACAAGUCUUUUCAUUAAUGGCUUGACCCAGUUAUGCAUGAUGACUUCUUGUUAAGAUUAUUAUCUGAAAAAAAAUUAAAGGAGUCAUUUUUUAAUACCUAAAGGGAAAUUUGUAUAGGGUAUUUAUGUACAGUUUGUGAUCAAGUUCUUAAAAAAAAUAGUAGAUCUAAAAUGAAAUGGUUGUUAAUGUGCAAUAUGAAUAAUGAAACAUACAUGUAGUAGUACAUAAGAUGCUUAUCAUGUUUAAAUAUCUAUGAAUUAUAUUUUAUCUCAGUUACUGAAUAGGGCAAUUCAAACUGACCAUGUAAUAUACUAGAAUUAGCACCAAAAUCAAUAAAAAUAAUU